UGACGCAGGUUCGCCCUCACUCACCAGCCGAGCCCACUGACAGAAAGCAGACACGGAGAGAAGCAGAGGGCUUUCAUGGUUCAUGGAAAUAUGUAGUUAGCUCGCACGGUAUUUCGACAACGGGUAUUUGGAGGCGCUGAACAGUUGCAUGGAAAGUUACCAUGGGUGGCCAUGAUGAUGAUGAUGUGCCAUAUGUUGUGAGUAAACAAAAGCAAGAUGAAGAGCUAAAGAACAAGCUGAACGACAGCAGCAGCCACUGGUGUGACCAGGAGUCCACUGGUAACAAUGCCAAAUGGGUCAAAGAAGGCCAGAACCAGCUGCGGAAAGUAGCUGAGAACCACCAGGACCAGGACCACAACUGCAAUAUAAGCCAGAAUGGGAACAAGGAAGAUUUCCCUCAUCUUAACACCACUCAGGAAGAACAACAGGGAAACGAGGAGCAGAACAAGUCUCCUAAAAUAGCAAGGACCCCUGCUCUCAGUCAGGAGGAGUCCAAGAACAUCCUUAAUGAGCCACUCCUCAUCGACACUCUGGAGUCCACAGAGGAAAAAGAUGGAGAGAGAGAAGAGGAUGGUAAAGAGAAGGAAAAUAAAUCAGAGGAAGACGAGGAGACAACAGGUGAUCCUGGAGAAGAGUCUGUGGUGGAGGAACAGAGUAAUGUGGAGUCUCAGAUAGAGGGCAGUGUUGGUGGGAGAAAUGCCUGCCUCCUCUUCUCCAACAUGAACGGGACACCCAGUGAAGAGGAGACCAGCUGGCCUGCAGUGUCUCAGAAUAACACGGCCGACAGCUCUCCAAAUGGCAACAAAGAGUCCUUCUGGGACUCCAGUGCUUUUGAGACGGACACAGACCUGCCCUCAGGAUGGAUGAGGGUGCGAGAUACAUCUGGCACAUACUACUGGCACAUCCCCACAGGCACCACCCAGUGGGAACCUCCCUCUCCCCUCGGUAAAGUCGGCGACUCCAUGAUGUCCUCCAGUAUGUCCCUGGAGACCACUCCCUGUGACGAGCCCGAGGAAUCCUGGGGUCACCUCUCCGGCACAGAUGAAGCAGCUGGUGAAGAACUGUGGAAAGAGGAGGAGGAGGCAGAAGUUAUGUCUGAUCAAAGUCUAAAAGAGUUUGAAGGAGCAACUCUACGCUAUGCAUCCAUCAACCUGAACUACAAUUGCUCCCAGUCCGAGGAAGAUGAGAAGUUCACUCCACUCUCCACCGAUAUAGAAACUAAGUGUUUUGCGGUGCGUUCACUGGGAUGGGUCGAGAUGUCCGAGGAGGACAUGGCACCCGGCAAGAGCAGCAUUGCUGUCAACAACUGCAUCAGGCAGCUCUCCUAUCACAAACACAACCUCCAUGACGCUGCUGGCAUCUGGGGAGAGGGGAAGGACAUGCUGAUGGUUUUGGAGAAUGACACGAUGAACUUGAUCGACCCGCUGGGCCAAACUCUGCUUCACACUCAGCCCAUCGGCAGUAUCCGUGUUUGGGGUGUAGGCAGAGACAACGGCAGGGAAAGGGAUUUUGCAUAUGUGGCUCGAGACAACUUGACCCAAGUUCUGAAGUGUCAUGUUUUCCGUUGUGACUCGCCUGCCAAGAACAUCGCCACCAGCUUACAUGAGAUGUGCUCAAAGAUAAUGAUGGAGAGAAAAGCAACUAAGCCAGGGUUCGGCAGAUUCGGCUCUGACCGAGAUGCGGUCAUCCCUAUUCAAGAGUUCCCUGUACCUAAAAAUGAACUCUUCCAGCACUUCAGUGUUUACUACCUUGGUUGUAAAAAUGUGGUGAAGCCUGUUGGUAUGGAUGUCAUUAAUGACGCUCUGGAGGUGGAAAUUAAUGGCAAAGACAAAAAUGAUUGGACACCAGUCUCUGUGAAUGUUGCACCAGCCACUCUCACAAUACUUUCAAGACAGGAUGAGGACGUGCUGUACGAGUGCAGGGUGCGUUUCCUGUCUUUUAUGGGCGUGGGCAAGGACGUCCACUCCUUCGCGUUCAUCAUGGCCGAGGGCCCGCGAGACUUCACCUGUCACAUGUUCUGGUGUGAGCCUAACGCUGCCAGUCUGAGUGAGGCUGUGCAGGCGGCCUGCAUGCUCCGCUACCAGAAAUGUUUGGAUGCACGUCCACCCAGCCUGGCCUCCUGCCUGCCCACGCCUCCUGCCGACUCAGUGGCUCGGCGUGUCAAGAAGGGGGUUCAGAGUCUGCUGGGCAGCUUCAAGAGCUACAGGUCGGGUCCUCAAUCACCCUGAGUCGGAGAGAAGACGAUGCAAGGUCCAGUUCCUCACAGGGUCCAUCACUAUAAAAGCCCCCUCUUCACUUUCACAUCUCCUCCUCCUCCUUCUGCCACACUUUCGCCUUAUGACCCCUUUCACUUGUCUAGUGGGUAGUCUAGAAUGUGGAUUUGUUUCAGGGGCAAAUGUGUGUGUGACUGAAAAAAAACAGCAGCAGCAACAACAAACAAACCCCAGGCAUCAUUUUAGUUUCUCUGCUGAGAUUCUUUCAGAGUCUUAACUAUUUUUGUGUUUUAACAGAAACAAUGCGAUGAAUGUUGGAUGUAGAUGUAGUAUAGUUUUACAUGCCAUUGAAAAAGAGGUGGAUAGGUCUCAUGGAAUUAAGGCCUUUGCACAUGAGACAUUUUCUUUAUCCUUGCGUGUGAUUCAUAUUUUUUUUAUUUUUAAUUUUUCUUUAAACCUGUACACAGUCAACAUGAGCUUUCACAUCAGAAACAUUGCAACUUCUAUAUUUGAACUAAUAACUUAAUCCAUUAUGUAGAAGUUUGUAAUCCUUCAAAUGCCAGUAACACAAUCACUUUUGAAUAAUUAUAUUUCAUUUUCAGGCCUUAACAUAAUAAACACAAAAGCACUGCCACCUGCUGGAAAACCAGGAUAACUACUUCUAUGCCAAAUGGAGGAAAAUGGAUCAUUAUGUUAAGUAGUGACAUUUUUUUAACUUUUAGGCCAGGAUAUCGGAAUUAAAGCGUAAUAACUUGGAUUGUCUGCUUUCAUGGUGCCAAAAAUGAAUUACCUGAGGCGGAUGUUUAUGGACUUAAGGUGAAGAAUGCAACUAAUUAGUUUUACACUGUGUAUUUAAGACAAAGCAAAGGAACACGUGUCAAAAUUUAAGUUUUGGCAGACAAAAUGAUUAAGACAAUAAAAGAUUAUGAAGCAUAGGUUGCAUGAAGUUUGGUGUUGGCUGUUUCCAGGUUUUCUUUUCUUUUUGACUUAACACCAGUUCAUGAUCAAUAGAAAUGGCCUCAAACUUUCAAUUCUCGUGAUCUUUAUCCUUAAAGUCAAGCAUCAAAGUGAACCGGAUGUAGUGAAACUUGUGCGCGUGUUUGCGUCGCCACUGAUGUGCAAAGGCCACCGGUCGUGUUUCCUGUUUCCUCCUUCGUGCAAUGAUCAUCUCUGACACUCCUUUUCUACUGUCUACAGAAGGUACUGUAAUACAGCCACAGUCGUAUAGUGUCAAGUAUCUUAACACUGUAUUUUCUAAAACAUCACUGCACCUCUCUCUCUCUGCUGCCGUAGGUCGUAACAGAAGUGCCGCAGGCGCCUCAGUAGUUGUUUGCCACGUAGUCUUAAAACGUCCCCAAACGAUGUAUUUUAGUCUUCCAAAGAAACACGCUACGUCUGUCUGUCACGUAGCGAGCGACCACCUGAUUUGAGCGUCGAGUGUGUUCCUCAUCACGUUUCUGCAUGAACAUUUGCAAGUUCAGUGCUAGUGUGCAAUAAUCAGAUGUUCCCGUAUGCUAUGGUAUGGUUUGAGUGUGUUGCCACUGGAACAGCAGAGCCAUGUGGGGAAAAAAAAAAAUCAUCCUCCUGUUUAAUUAUUGAUAAAAAAAAAAAACUCCGGGUUUUCACACAACAAAAUGACUGAAUAGUACUGUAGAGACUCACCACAGGCUGCAUGUUUUCAUAGCAUAGAGUUGUGGCUGCUUGAGACUCAUCAAUGUAUCCUGUAAAUUAUCUGUGCGUGUGGUCGGAGGAGGCUGGAAGUCCACGUGUUGUUUGAUGUUUACAUAGGCAUGUCACUCUAGUUAGAGUCGGUGUUUAUCACAAGUUAGCAGUAGAGAUUUAGACUUCCUGUCGCCGAAAACACGAGAGCGGUUUGUGUAUAUGACAAAACUAGAGAUGAUUUCUUUCUGCAGUGGUGCACAUUUUUAUUUGUAUUUUUUUUUUUGCCCCCUCAGCCACAUUUUUCUGUGUGGGGGCCCCCACCCCGGCCGCUUCGGUUAAUGUAUUUUUUAUCGUUUCCACACACAACAAUGUAAAAGACUUGAGAAGAUUUACACGUUACUAGCUUGUUAGAGUUACUUUUUUAUAAAGACGAAAUGCAUUCAUUAGGCGAGUUGUACUUUAUCUAUGUCUAUGUGAUCAAUUCUGUCUGUAGCACAAUAGUAAUAGUCAUAUUAAAGAAGCAGUUAGUAAGAUGUUUUGAAAAGAUACAGCAAAAGACACGAAAAAUAGCUACAAAUUAAACUUUUACUGUGUUCGUUUUUUUUAACAACUUAAUUAUGUUAAUGAAUUAAUUCCUCAUACGAUGUUACGAUGUUUCUUUUAGACAUUUUCCCUUUGCGUCUGUUAUUUCUAUGCUUCAAAUGCAUUAUAGUCAAAUCUACAGUGAAACUAUAUUUGGUUUCAGGCAGGGCUCCAGACUAACUUUUUUCAGUAGUUGCACUGGUGCGAGUAGUGUUGCCUUCUUGUCCUUUCCUGUAUAUAUACAUUCAUACUUGAGACAGUAAAUGUUUUUAUUUUAAGUAUACUGCACGUCGUGGUGGGAGUCGAAUCGAAACAAAUCCUUUUCUUUGCCGUUUUCAAAAAGGUCCCCCCUUAGAGACGGCAUUGUUUCAGGAAAUAUCUCUGUCCACACGGAAACCCCCUGCUGUAGUACAUAUACCAGCACUGUGUGGGGCACUGUAACGUUACACCAAAAAAACAGAAGUCGCUUUACACAUUACAGAUAUAAUAAUAACAGAAAUGGUGACAGAAUUCACUGUCUCCACGGAAAUGCAAGGCUGGUGUUUUGAAAUUUUCCCACUCUGGGAGGCGCAUUAAUCUUGAAUUACUAUCUUGUUUGGUCGCGCUUCUCAUGACUGCUGCACACGCUGGAAGCUGUGUACAGUAGUAUCUGCCAAUCAAGAGUCAAAGACCCGCCCCCUUCUCGCGUCAUAAUCCAUGAUUGGGAGUUCGAAUAAGUGCGGACAACACAGGCUUCCUGGACAGGAAUGUUAGGCGCACCAGUGCGACCAACGGGAAAAGAAGUGUAGUCACAAUCCAAAGAUUUACGUACAAGGAAAAUAACGAUUGUAAAUGACUGUGGUUAAU
Solea senegalensis (Senegalese sole) is the source of this 5303-nucleotide messenger RNA. RefSeq names its product amyloid beta (A4) precursor protein-binding, family B, member 1 (Fe65) (gene apbb1). Gene Ontology annotation, molecular function: transcription factor binding; amyloid-beta binding. The record is from RefSeq and is a predicted model, not a curated record. The transcript is spliced from 15 exons. Gene Ontology annotation, cellular component: cytoplasm; nucleus. Gene Ontology annotation, biological process: regulation of DNA-templated transcription. Bases 162 to 2228 code for a protein of 688 amino acids. NCBI's taxonomy places the organism in Eukaryota, Metazoa, Chordata, Actinopteri, Pleuronectiformes, Soleidae.